Papaver somniferum (opium poppy) is the source of this 957-nucleotide messenger RNA. RefSeq lists its product as uncharacterized. The record is from RefSeq and is a predicted model, not a curated record. NCBI's taxonomy places the organism in Eukaryota, Viridiplantae, Streptophyta, Magnoliopsida, Ranunculales, Papaveraceae. The transcript has a single exon. The coding region runs from base 134 to 721 and encodes 195 amino acids.
GUCAAAAGCAACAACGGUCACAAAGCAAAAAACAGAGGACUCUUCUCUUCUCCAUCACCUGAGAAGAAAUCAUCAAAACCAAACACUCUCUAAGAUCUCCUCCUUCUGCAACAAACACUAGAAUUGAUUCAGAAUGGAAAAUCUCAUAGAAGUAGAAGAAGGAUGCCUCAAAGAAGCUUUUACUUUUGAUGUUAAUCUGCAAAGAGGGCCAAGAUACAAAGCUUAUUCUGAGUUGCGAGAACGCAAGAUAAGGAAAAGGAUGAUUGAUCAAACACAAGAUAACGAUGAUAUUGAAUUUGGAUCUUCAAAGAAGCAGCUAUUGUUAUCUCCACCAUUACCACCACCACCACAACAGCAACAAAGAAGGGUGAAUCGAAGGUCGUCUUUGGUGGGUCAAUCAGUUCCAAAUUUCUCUGCUAUUUUGAGGAAGGAAAAUCGAAAACCAGUAUUUGAGAUGAGAACACCACCACCGUCAUCAAAAUCAAAAGACUACUCAAAAUUGGGACUUAGUGGAGGAGGAAGUAAAUCAGCAAGUGGUGCAGAUAAAAGAGGUGGUGGUGUUAUGAUGGCCAGGAAGAGCUACGCAAAUUUUGAGGAUUUAAAGACUGUAUCAUCGCCGCCUAUUAAAAGAGGAGGUGGUGGUGGAAAAGUUGUCGCAGGUGGCGUAGUUCAUAACAACAAUAGAACCAUUCUGGGUACUUCCAGACUCUACCUACCCUGAAUUUGGUGAAAAUCUCUACUUUUUGGUUUGGUUGUUUUGAGAUUGUGUGCGGAUUUUGUAUGCAGCAGUGGUGGUAUCUCAUUACAUUUCUUAAUUACAGUGGUGGUAUCUCAUUACAUUUCUCAAUCUGUUAACUCUGGUUUGAUUGAUUUCUUGCUGGAAUUAUUUUGUCUUAAAUUUCUUAAUUACAGUAACUAAACACGAUUAAUAUAUAUAAAUUCUUGAUUGUUUUUGGA